Molecule: messenger RNA, 4981 nt
Organism: Ochlerotatus camptorhynchus
Lineage: Eukaryota; Metazoa; Arthropoda; Insecta; Diptera; Culicidae
Product: E3 ubiquitin-protein ligase Nedd-4-like
Exons: 13
Coding region: 706-3861 (1051 amino acids)
Biological process (GO): protein polyubiquitination; ubiquitin-dependent protein catabolic process; regulation of dendrite morphogenesis
Cellular component (GO): cytoplasm
Molecular function (GO): sodium channel inhibitor activity; ubiquitin protein ligase activity; protein binding
Source: RefSeq, a predicted model, not a curated record
GCAGUAGUGGAAGAGUAUCGUUUGCACAUACUGUAGGUACUGACUGUGCUGCUCUGCUUGGUGCCGUCGUCGUGAUGCGGUGUUAUUAUUAAAUUAGAAGAAAAUUGUGGAUGCGAAUUUCGGUGGUGCCUGGCUGUCGGAACGGGAAAUCGUCGUGAAAAUCUGCGUUCGGUUUGCGAGUUUUCCGCGGAGUGAAUCGGUGGUGGCGACGGACAGUGGGUGGAAAGCCUUCCGAUAUGCCGUAGAAACGGGGGGCGACCUAUAGAGAAUGACCUGCAGGGGAAUUUUCUUCUGCUUGACUCGUCACGACAAAAUAUAAUAUUGGAAGGGAAAUUAAAACGGAAGGUGAAUUUUGCGUGUUUUUUGCCCUCGGUUGGCUGGGUGGAAGAAGUGAAGUGAAGUGAAGUGAUCUAUGGUGGGGGAGUUGGAAGGAAGAAGGUUUUCGGAAAUCGUCCAAGCACGAUAAGGUGAAGAUUGCGGAGUUGUUCUUUCCGAUAGUGAAGGGCAACGGAGCAAGGGGUGUGAAAGUGUGUGGCUCGAAGAGGCAUUCAAGGGUGUUGUUUUUGUUAUUGUUGCACUGUUGUUAUUGAUUGCCUGGUGUCGUCGCCUGCAUAUACGGACGAGGUGCGUUGGACGUCGACGGAGACCUGUUUGGAAGAUUGCGAAUACCUGCACAGCAAACACACACACGGCGAUAGAACAACCAUGGCGAGUUAUGCGGAAUAUGGAUAUCUUUCCGGAGCGGAUGAGCUGAAUAACGAGGAAGGCACCUGCUGCCGUCUGCGGGUGAAGGUCAUCGCAGGACAUCAGCUGGCCAAGAAGGACAUCUUCGGUGCUAGUGACCCGUACGUCCGGAUCGACCUCAACACCAUCACCGGAGACGAGAACAUCGAUUCGGUGCUGACGAAAACCAAGAAGAAAACCCUCAACCCCAAGUGGAACGAAGAGUUCAUCUUCCGGGUGAAACCGAACGAGCACAAGCUGGUGUUUCAGGUAUUCGACGAAAAUCGCCUCACCCGGGACGACUUCCUCGGCAUGGUGGAACUGUCGCUCAGCCAGCUGCCGAAGGAAACCGAAGGUGUUCAGGUUCCGAUCAAAAGCUAUCCACUGCGGCCCCGAAGUGCCCGGUCCAAGGUGCGAGGUCAGCUGGAUCUGUAUCAUGCCUACAUCCAGGAUCUGAACGCGUCCAGCGAAGCGGACUGGGAAAUCAUCGAGUCGAAUAAUUCAAUCUCUAGUAAUUCUAAUAUCGCAAGCAGUGCAGCCGAAACGCUGCCAUCCGGCUGGGAAGAGCGACAGGAUGCCAACGGACGAACCUACUACGUUAACCAUCUAGCACGGACGACGCAAUGGGAGCGACCUACGGCCGCCUUAACUCAAUCAUCACAGGACAACGACAUGGCAGCUGCCUUCCAGAGACGUGUUCAUAUCAGCGUAGACGACAACAUCACGGACUACGAAAACACGAGCACCGACAACGAUUCGAUCUGUUUGACGAACGACGAAAGCGACGAAGAUGGCGACGCAGGCCGUGACGGUGCAACGUCGUCACAGUCUACGAAUGCGACGGCGGCCUUUUCGCGUCGUGAAACGGUCGAUUCGCAGUCUUCGCUCGUCAUCGUAGAGGACGAAUCCGGAGCACCGUUGGAGGUUGUGGAAGCCGCGGAAGAGGAAACCGCUAUCGCUGUACCACCGGAAGACGAACGUGGAGUCGAUGCGCUGAGCGUCGAUCUCCUGGACGUAGGGAUUCAAGAGGCAAGCAAUGCUUCAUCGUUGAACAGCUCGGUCGCCUCUCUAGCAGCACCCGGUAGACCACCCUUGCCGGGUAGCAACGGAAAUGGCAAUGAAGCGGAUGAAGGUGGCGCUGUGGUGUUCCGAUCGGAUUCACUGCGGUCGCUUCCGACGAUACGGGUCAGUUCACCGCCGCUCUUGCCUGCGGCCCUGGUUAGAAGUCCGAGCCGGGUAGCUUCGAUGGCGAAUCCUACCCCGGCGGGAGUCAACCGAAGAAGGAGACUUCCAACGCCGUUACCGCCGAUGCUGCCAAGACAGGCAUCCGUUGAGGAAGAGGAAGAGGAGGAAGAAGCUCCUCCGUCGCCACAGGAAGUUCUUCAGUUUGCCGAAGGCGCUGAUGAGGACUUGGAUCAUGCGGCGCAGAACCGUAUUCUGCAGCACCUGAACGAGGGCAGUCGCCGUUCGUCGAGUCGGUCAUCGAUUGGUAGUGCGGGAAGUGCUGGAGUUCACGGUAGAGCAGGAGCAGACGGCGAUGAAGCAGACAGUGGUGGAGGUGGACGGCGGUCGUCCACGAACAACAACAACGAUACGAGUGAUGAUCGUUCGUCGACGCGGUCGUCAACGUCGAACGAGAACGAUUCGUCCAGUGGCAGUCCCGCAGGAACGGAUGUGGUCCUGCCGACCGGGUGGUCGAUGCAGUUGGCUCCCAAUGGGAGGGUGUUUUUCAUCGAUCAUAACGAGAAGAAGACCUCCUGGGUGGAUCCGCGGACGGGACGGGCCAGUCCGAUGCCAAAUGCGUCGAGCAGUUCGACCGUCAGUGAUUCCAGGCGACCGGAGGAUGGACUGGCGCCGCUGCCGGAGGGAUGGGAAGAACGGGUGCAUAGCGACGGGAGGACGUUCUUUAUCGAUCACAAUACCAGAACUACCCAGUGGGAAGAUCCGCGUCUUUCGAUGCCAAAUAUUGCCGGACAAGUGGUGCCCUACUCCAGAGAUUACAAACGAAAGUACGAGUAUCUGAAGGGACAGCUGAGGAAGCCGGCCAACGUUCCCAACAAGAUCGAAAUCAAGGUCCGGCGGGUGUCGAUCCUGGAGGACUCCUAUCGCAUCAUCAAUUCCAUCACCAAAACCGAACUGCUGAAGACGAAGCUGUGGAUCGAGUUCGAGGGUGAAGCCGGCCUAGACUACGGUGGUCUAGCCCGUGAGUGGUUCUACCUGCUGUCGAAGGAGAUGUUCAAUCCGUACUAUGGCCUAUUUGAAUACUCGGCGAUGGAUAACUACACACUGCAGAUCAACCCGUUUAGUGGUCUGUGCAACGAAGAUCACCUGCACUACUUCAAGUUCAUCGGUCGGGUAGCCGGAAUGGCCGUCUACCACGGUAAGCUUCUGGAUGCGUUCUUCAUCCGGCCGUUCUACAAGAUGAUGCUGCAGAAGCCUAUCGAUCUUAAGGACAUGGAAUCCGUGGACAUGGAGUACUACAAUUCCCUGCUGUGGAUCAAAGAGAACGACCCGAGCGAGCUGAUGCUGACCUUCUGCGUGGAUGAGGAAACCUUCGGUUACACGAGUCAACGGGAGCUGAAACCGAACGGAGCUGACAUCGAGGUCACGAAUGACAACAAGGACGAGUACAUCAAACUGGUGAUCGAGUGGCGUUUCGUGGCACGAGUCAAGGACCAAAUGCAGUCUUUCCUCGAAGGGUUCGGGCAGAUCGUUCCGCUGAAUCUGCUGAAGAUCUUCGACGAAAAUGAACUGGAGUUGUUGAUGUGCGGCAUCCAAAGCAUUGACGUCAAGGACUGGAAACGGAAUACUCUCUACAAGGGCGACUACUACGCAAACCAUGUCAUCAUCCAGUGGUUCUGGAAGGCGGUUCUGUCGUUUUCCAAUGAAAUGCGAUCCCGGUUGCUGCAGUUUGUGACCGGAACUAGUCGGGUGCCGAUGAACGGGUUCAAGGAGCUCUACGGAUCGAAUGGACCGCAGAUGUUUACGAUCGAGAAGUGGGGAACGCCGGAGAACUACCCGAGGGCGCAUACCUGCUUCAACCGAUUGGAUCUACCACCGUACGAAAGCUACCUGGCCCUGAAGGACCGCCUGAUCAAGGCUAUCGAAGGCAGUCAAGGAUUCGCUGGGGUGGAUUAAACCCCACCCGGAGCAUUGUAAAUACCCGUAUCUUUUGACAACCAGUGGAAGAGCCAACAUUCCUCUUAGACGAGUCGCAGCAGCUAGUAUAUCCAUCGCUAGAGCAACGCUAGCCUACGGUAGCUAUAUAUAAACAUAGACAAAAUACAUUCUCGAACUCCGUCGCUUCAAUAGCUUGACAACGCAUCACACCCACAAUAGGACACAUGACAAUCUACUCGUGACACACAUACACACAUACACACAUACAUUCUAAGUUCGUACGUUCGUCAACGAACCGAAAUCCAUAGCUACUCGCAGAAAUUCUCUUCUAGCUGCCAAAAACAAAAACCCAUUUUCCGCCGCUGCCGCCUACGUUGUUGAGAGAGAGAGAGAGAAUGAGUCACCAAUUAGUCGUUGUUCCGUGUUAGUUGAAAAUCCUAGCAAACCGUUCUAGAUAAGAAAAGAAAUUUAAUCCGAGAAAUUAUUUGCCUUACUGCACUUGCACCGUUUCGCUUUAACGAAAAAAAAAAAUGUUAGAACAAAUUGGACGACGCCAAAAUUUAGCCAACCUACUUAGCUAACGUUAUUCACAUGUGUGUAAAACGAAAAAAAAAACAAAAACAAAACAAAGGUAGUUGUUGUCUGUUGAUUGUUUGACCGUUUUUCCCCGAAUUCCUUUUCCGAAUAUUGUUACAAUGGCAGUUAGUGCACACAUGUGUAUACCCUUGAGCAAAAGAUCAGUUUUCUAUUUUAUCUAAAUGUGGAAUCAAACCUACACGAAGAAUAAUGCUGUUACUUAAGCUGUUAGAGCUUUUAUGAUGGAAAUUAUUAAAUAGUGAAAGAAGGGGGGGGGGGGGGGCGUUUUAAGAUUCGACAGGACCUGACGAGAGAGAGAGGGGGGUGAAUUGGACGUGAUUUAAAACAAAAAAUGCAAUUUGUCGAUAUGAUGCAAUCUAAACCGAUAGAGAAGGAGAGAAAGGGAGGAACAGCAGAAUUGAUAGAAGGGGGAGACGUCGUUAAAUAUAUAUGAAGGUAAUUUAUAAAAAUCAAAGAAAUACUACAUAGCUAAAUAUUUUCAAAGUAUUUUGAAUUCUUAUGACAGAAUAAAACAGCAAAUGUAAAGCAUUACGUGAAGCAA